Messenger RNA from Schizosaccharomyces cryophilus OY26, 1633 nucleotides. RefSeq names its product C-4 methylsterol oxidase. The transcript has a single exon. The record is from RefSeq and is a predicted model, not a curated record. The coding region runs from base 229 to 1122 and encodes 297 amino acids. Gene Ontology annotation, molecular function: C-4 methylsterol oxidase activity; iron ion binding. Gene Ontology annotation, biological process: ergosterol biosynthetic process. NCBI's taxonomy places the organism in Eukaryota, Fungi, Ascomycota, Schizosaccharomycetes, Schizosaccharomycetales, Schizosaccharomycetaceae.
GUUUACUACCUUAUAUAUAUACAUAGAGAGUCUACCCUUUGCAAAGGCUCUUGGUUCGUAUUCCUACCGUUAACAAACAUUAACAGAAGGGAUUGUGGUCGUUAGAAUCCGUUUAAGUAGAUAAAAAAAGUGGCGUAAAAAGUCAAUAAAGUUGACAGAAAUACGAGAGUGCUUGUUGAACUUGCGUCUCCGUUGAUUUGUUUUUUGUGCUGGUAAUUAUAUUCGAAAAUGAACGCUACUACGGAUGCUAUUAUAGGCGGCGGCUUUCAAGCUGUUCGUCAACAAAUCCAACAACUGCACCCCGAAUUAAACUUUUUCGAACAAUUAUGGAUGAGUUACUACAAAUGGUUCGACAACGAUGUGGUGGCAACUGGUUUGAUGUCUUUUAUCCUUCAUGAAGUACUCUACUUUGGUCGCUGUAUCCCUUGGAUGAUCAUCGAUGCUCUCCCUUUUUUCCGUCGCUGGAAAAUUCAACCUAAAAAGGUCCCCUCUCUUGCUGAACAAUGGGAGUGUACUCGAUUGGUUCUUUUGUCUCACUUUACCGUUGAGCUUCCUCAAAUUUGGCUUUUCGAUCCUAUGUGUGCUAUGUUUGGCCUAUCCACUGCAGUCCCAUUCCCUUCCAUCACUAAAAUUGCUUGGCAGCUCGCCAUCUUUUUCUUUCUAGAAGACACUUGGCAUUACUGGGUUCACCGCCUUUUCCAUUAUGGCUUUCUAUAUCGCAUUAUUCACAAGGUUCACCACCGCUACAGUGCCCCGUUUGGUCUCUCUGCUGAAUAUGCACACCCCCUGGAAAUUGUGGGUCUUGGUGCCGGUACCGUCGUUGUUCCUUUAAUGUGGUGUUAUUAUACUCAUGACUUACACUUGGUCACUAUGUAUAUUUGGAUCAUGUUACGUCUUUUCCAAGCUGUAGACUCUCACUCUGGUUAUGACUUCCCCUGGUCCUUGAACAAAGUUUUGCCCAUAUGGGCUGGUGCUGAACAUCACGACUACCAUCAUAUGGCUUUCAAGGACAAUUAUUCUAGUUCUUUCCGCUGGUGGGAUUCUGUCUUUCACACUGACAAGAAUUUUCACACCUACAAGGCUCGCAAGGUUGAGAGUGAGCGCAUCAAGAAAUCCACUUAAAAUCGUCAUCAAGCAAUGUAUCCUUCAGCUUCCUUGCUGUUGGGAUCUGUGUUUCUAUAAUGAAUCUGGUUUAUCAUAAUGCAACACUCUUAUUAUUCUUUUGGCCAUUGUUUCUUUCGGUUUUGGUCUUACAUCCUCAAUUUCUUUCCUUUUUCCGCCCAUUUGAUUUGAAUUGUUUGACUCACUCUUACUGUCUUCGUUUCAGUCACCAUUUGCCAUGUCUAUAUUUCUCUUUCCUUGGUGUGUUUCAUUUGGUUUUUCUCUUAAUUUUUCCAAGCACUUUUUCCAUACAUCUAUUAUCGUUAGAAAGUACAAAUGCCCAUGAUAGCUUUUCUAUGAAUUCUUUGCAUAUUUUCAAGUUUCACAAAUCGGGUUAUGGAUGUUUACUUUUGCCUGAUGUAGGAUUUCAGUUUCCUUGAUUUCUUUAGUUUAAUACAUUCGUUCGAUUCCUCUACUUCCUAUAUCUUGGCUGUAAGAAAGAUUGUAGUAAGAGGUGUCGAUUGUAUAUUGU